Messenger RNA from Rotaria sordida, 363 nucleotides. The record is from the annotation of a GenBank genome assembly. NCBI's taxonomy places the organism in Eukaryota, Metazoa, Rotifera, Eurotatoria, Philodinida, Philodinidae.
AUGUCAGAUAAAUUUGUUCCAUAUCAUUUAUGUGAUAUUAACAAUACUCCAGCUCAUCUUGAUGACAAUCAAAAAUCGAAUUGGAUAAGUGCUGCAAAAAAAGGCGAAGAAAAAUUAUCAAUAUCAACAAUAGUAUCCAGCAUUUGAUAUACCAACAUCACUUUAUGAAAUUAUAUAUGCAAACAAAUAUACAACAACUAAAACAAUGCAAAAAUGAAUUGAUCAUGUACGAAAUUGUAAUGAAUUUACAUUUGAUACUGAAGGUGAAAAAUCAAUCAAACAAUUAACAUUAAUUCAUUUACAAAUUAAAUAAUUGUUUGAAUUAAUUUUUAAAUUUAGAAAUAACAUAUAUUCUUGGAGACC